AUGCAGUUCUGGUUUUGUUUUUCUUCUGCUGAGAGUGGUGUCUUCUUAGCUUCCAAAAAUGAUCAACAAGGUUGUGUGAUGACUGGAAAAGCAACAACAUCAGCUGUUGCUUGGAAUACAAUUGUGAACAACCAAAAAGAUACCAAUUCAGUGAAAUAUUCACCAAAACGUUCACGAAAUCUUUUAUGGGAAUACAAAUUGAGUGAUAUCUGGCAAAAGGACAGUAGCAUUAAAUCUAAUUUUGCACCGAGGACUGAUUCUGCAUGGAAUGAUUUUGAAGAAAUAAGUAUGGAACCUUCUACAAACAAAUAUCUUGUAAAUUUUAUAAAAUUUCCUAUGAAUGACCAAGAAACGUGGAUAAGUGCUUCCUUUAAAGUAUCAUCGGAUGCCCAUGUUAUGCUUUGCGAUAAUGAAAAUUUUGCUGACAGCAGAUGUUACAUGGUUAUUAUAUCCGGAUUCAAUAAUACAAAAUCUAUAAUUCGUAAAUGUAAAAAUGGAAUUCCACCUCUAUACCCUGAAGAUUCUUCUUGCAACAUGUCUCAAGCUGAAAAAACUCACUCCAGCCCAAUUUUAAAUGAACGUCAAUGGAAUCAUUUCACUUUUUCGAUACGAAAAUAUUACAAAGAAAUCACCAAAUUCAAUUUAUACCAAGAAAAUAAAGCAACAAGUAGAUUCGAAGAGAUAUUCGAAUAUAAUGACGAAACCCCAUUUGAUGUUAAAUGGUUUGGUGUAAAAAAGUUACUUGGAAAAAGGAUUAUGGAAACUCCAUAA
This is a messenger RNA of Ctenocephalides felis (cat flea), 771 nucleotides long. RefSeq lists its product as uncharacterized. NCBI's taxonomy places the organism in Eukaryota, Metazoa, Arthropoda, Insecta, Siphonaptera, Pulicidae. The transcript is spliced from 4 exons. The record is from RefSeq and is a predicted model, not a curated record. The coding region runs from base 1 to 771 and encodes 256 amino acids.